CAGGACCAGCAGAGAUCCGCAGUGAGUGUGAGCUGAUAAAGAAUUGCAGUUUGUGAUCCCUGCAGUUCUGUCAGGGAGUUCACUCCGGCUCGUUUCGUGUCCCCUCAGUGUGUCCCCUCUGUGUCCCCCAGUGUCCCACAUUCUCCCGGUGGCCUCUCCUCUCCAUGGCCCCCCUGGCUCACACCCUGGCACUGCUGGCAAUGACCGUGGCCACUGCAGCCAUUGAUGUGAAGUGGAUGGACAUGGCCCCAAACUCCUUUGAUGACCAGUACUGGGGCUGCGGCCCUGCCAUGACCGCGGCGUUGCCGGCCCUCAACCGCUCUGAGUUCCAGAAGAAUCCUCUGUUCGCCCAGGCCUGGCUUAAGGCCGUGGCUGAGUGGCAGAGGAAGGGGUCCCCUGUGUCCCCUCUGUCAUCCUCAGCCCAGGCCAUCGCUGUCAUGGCCUACUCAAUGAAGGACGUGUACAGGCAGUUCAAUGAGGCCGUGCGCGAGGCCGGGAGCUCCCCCCAGGAGUACAGGGACAACUUCCACUUCAAAACGUUGCAUUUCCUGCUGACCCAGGCCCUGGUGAAGCUGAGGGAGGAUCAGAAUGCGCGGUGUCGCAACGUGACCCGGGGCGUGCAUGACAUCUGCUUCAUGGCGUGGCGUGGCCAGAGGGUCCGGUUUGGACAAUUCACAUCAACAUCGCUGAGCAAAGCCAUCCUCCAAAAAUACGGGACAGACACAGUAUUCCAGGUGUACACGUGCCACGGCGCAUAUAUCGAGGCUUUUUCCUACGAUCGAGAUAACCACGAGGUGCUGAUCCCACCAUAUGAAACCUUUGAGGUCACCAAAGUCACCCGGAAAGGGGACAAGGCAGAGAUCGAGCUCAGCUCCACCGGGACCUACAGCAAAUACAACUGCGAGUGGCUGGAAGGUGGGAGCGUACCCUUGUCCCCCUUCCACCUUGGAGGACUCGUCCUGGCCACCACAGCCCUGGCAGUGGCCACCGGGGCCCUCUGAACCACGAGGCCACCAACAUCACCGAGGUCACUGUGGUCACUGCGGCCAGCACUAUCACCAAGACCACCAGGACCACCAGACAAAUGAGGACACCAAGGUUACCAAGGCCACCACUGCCACUAUGGCCACCUUGGCAGCUACUGCCACCAUGAGGUCACUGGGGCCACCACUGUCGCCGUGGCCACCAUGGUCACUCUAACCAAGGACAUUGUGACCACUGUGAUCACCAAGACCCCCUGAGCCACAAGGCUGCCACAGCCCCGGUGACCACCGUGGCCACCAAAGCCAUUGUGCAAAGCCAUUCUAUUAAAUAGUUCUCUCAAAACAAUUCCAUUAAAGAAUUCUGUCAAAGCUCACAAGAAGAGAAAAUCCUUAAGCAGGGCUCGAUGUCACUCCCCACACCAACACUCAUGGGAACAUCUCUUUCUCUCAGCCUUGUGCAGGAUUUUGGGAAACAUCCCCUUCCCCGAGGGAGGGAGCUCUCACACAUUCCAUUCCAAGCAGGAAUAUGGCAGAGGAAUCUCUGUCUGAGAGGGGACUGGACAUUGCCAGGGUCAGCUGAUGGCCGGCCAG
Molecule: messenger RNA, 1574 nt
Organism: Hirundo rustica (Barn swallow)
Lineage: Eukaryota; Metazoa; Chordata; Aves; Passeriformes; Hirundinidae
Product: NAD(P)(+)--arginine ADP-ribosyltransferase 2-like
Exons: 3
Coding region: 165-1001 (278 amino acids)
Molecular function (GO): NAD+-protein-arginine ADP-ribosyltransferase activity; NAD+ poly-ADP-ribosyltransferase activity
Source: RefSeq, a predicted model, not a curated record